Messenger RNA from Pteronotus mesoamericanus, 1312 nucleotides. It is a transcript of the gene LPAR3, whose product is annotated as lysophosphatidic acid receptor 3. The transcript has 2 exons. Gene Ontology annotation, biological process: regulation of metabolic process; adenylate cyclase-activating G protein-coupled receptor signaling pathway. Lineage: Eukaryota; Metazoa; Chordata; Mammalia; Chiroptera; Mormoopidae. Gene Ontology annotation, cellular component: cytoplasm; plasma membrane. The coding region runs from base 16 to 1077 and encodes 353 amino acids. The record is from RefSeq and is a predicted model, not a curated record. Gene Ontology annotation, molecular function: lysophosphatidic acid receptor activity.
CAGUGCUUCUCCACAAUGAAUGAGUGUCACUAUGACAAGCAGAUGGACUUCUUUUAUAAUAAGAGCAACAUUGACACCGCUGAUGACUGGACAGGAACGAAGCUUGUGAUUGUUUUAUGUGUUGGAACAUUUUUCUGUCUGUUUAUUUUUUUUUCUAAUUCUCUGGUCAUCGCAGCGGUGAUUAAAAAUAGAAAGUUUCAUUUCCCCUUCUACUACCUGUUGGCCAACCUCGCUGCUGCGGAUUUCUUCGCCGGAAUUGCCUAUGUAUUCCUCAUGUUCAACACUGGCCCUGUUUCAAAAACUCUGACUGUCCACCGCUGGUUCCUCCGCCAGGGGCUUCUGGACACCAGCUUGACAGCCUCCCUGACCAAUUUGCUGGUUAUUGCUGUGGAGAGGCACAUGUCAAUCAUGAGGAUGCGGGUCCACAGCAACCUGACCAAAAAGAGGGUGAUAUUGCUCAUUUUAUUUGUCUGGGCCAUUGCCAUCUUUAUGGGGGCAGUCCCCACACUGGGCUGGAAUUGCCUGUGUGACAUCUCUGCGUGCUCUUCCCUGGCCCCCGUUUACAGCAGGAGUUACCUCAUUUUCUGGACUGUGUCCAACCUUGUGGCUUUCUUCAUCAUGGUUGUGGUGUACCUGCGGAUCUACAUGUAUGUCAAGAGGAAAACCAACGUCUUGUCUCCACAUACCAGUGGGUCCAUCAGCCGUCGGAGGACGCCCAUGAAGCUGAUGAAGACAGUGAUGACUGUCUUAGGGGCCUUUGUCGUGUGCUGGACCCCGGGCCUGGUAGUUCUGCUGCUGGACGGCCUGAAUUGCAAGAAGUGCGGCCUGCAGCACGUGAAAAGCUGGUUCCUGCUGUUGGCAUUGCUCAACUCCCUCAUGAACCCUGUCAUCUACUCCUACAAGGAUGAGGACAUGUACAGCACCAUGAAGAAGAUGAUCUGCUGCUUCUCUCGGAAGAACCCUGAGCGGCGGCCUGCCCGCAUCAGCUCCACGGUCCUCAGCAGGAGCGAUACGGGCAGCCAGUACACAGAAGAUGGUAUCAGCCAAAACACGGUCUGCAACAAGAGCAGUUCCUAAACCAUGGAUGCCCUCUGCCUGCCCAACCUCACUGGGGAAAGCUGUUGAAAAUGGCUACCUGUCUCUAACAAAGCCCGUGUACAGUGUUAUUUGAGGUCUGCAUUAAUCAUUGCUAGAUUAAAGAAAGAAUUGUUUUACAUAGUUUAAAAGCAUGGGCAGUGGAGGGAGGAUACAAUGCUUUUAAGGAAAAUGCACAGGAAGAGGGAAGUUAGCCCACUGGAUCCCUGCCCGCUGU